Oncorhynchus keta (chum salmon) is the source of this 2055-nucleotide messenger RNA. RefSeq names its product phospholipid phosphatase 1-like. The transcript has 7 exons. Gene Ontology annotation, biological process: phospholipid metabolic process; phospholipid dephosphorylation; signal transduction. Gene Ontology annotation, molecular function: phosphatidate phosphatase activity. The coding region runs from base 348 to 1199 and encodes 283 amino acids. Lineage: Eukaryota; Metazoa; Chordata; Actinopteri; Salmoniformes; Salmonidae. The record is from RefSeq and is a predicted model, not a curated record.
AUUUCACUAGCAAGCACACGAUAGGCUCUUCACCUGAGUCCACUGCCCUAUCAUUACCACAACUGGAGGACUGCCUGUGUUAUUUCCGGAGCAUCGUACGACAGGGGCCAGAAGAUAAUGAGCGUCUUUCGCUGAAAAAUCCGUUUAUUAUGAAGUUGGGCUGUGACAAUUUUAAAGGGGUUUAGGCUAAGACCUACAAUAUUAAAAACGACGUUUUUAAUUGUUUUCUACAAAUAGCCAGGCAUGUUCGACAGAUAGACUGUCUCUCAUCUCGCCGGAAGAAAGCCGACAGCAGCCGAACGCUCACGAGUUUACGGAUUUGUCAGACACAAGUCCGGAGACGCAACAUGUUUGAAACGGGCAGAAUCUCACUCGUCCUUCUCGACGUUACCUGCCUUAUUUUCGUUGGGCUUCCCUUUGCGAUCCUCACCCCUCAGCACAAUCCCUUCAAAAGGGGUUUCUUCUGUAAUGAUGAGUCCAUCAGAUACCCCCUGAAAGAGGACACCAUAUCCUAUCAGUUACUGGGGGGAGUCAUGAUCCCUUUCACACUGAUUGUGGUAGUCAGUGGUGAGUGCCUUGGCGUGUAUAUGACUCGUGUCAAAAACAAAUCGUCCUUGAGGACUAACUAUGUGGCGCGAAUUUAUAAAGCAGUGGCCAGCUUCCUGUUCGGGGCUGCUGCUAGCCAAUCACUGACGGAUAUUGCCAAGUACUCGAUUGGUCGACUGCGGCCGCACUUCCUGGCUGUGUGUAAGCCUGUGUGGGACCAUAUCAACUGCAGGGCCGGAGGCUAUAUCGAGAACUUCACCUGUACCGGGGACAAGGAUAUGGUAGACGAGGCCAGACUUUCCUUCUUUUCUGGUCACUCAUCUUUUUCUAUGUACUGUAUGCUGUUCCUUGCACUGUAUGUCCAGGCCAGACUGCAGACAGAGUGGGCCAGGCUCCUCAGACCCACCAUACAGUUCUUCCUGAUUGCAAUGUCCGUCUACGUGGGACUGUCGCGCAUCUCUGACUACAAACACCACUGGAGUGACGUACUUACUGGCCUCCUGCAGGGGGCGAUAGUCGCAAUACUCACGGUGUUCUAUGCGUCCGACUUCUUCAAGAGGCCUGUUGAUCCAGUAGAGAUACAAGAGGAGACGUCCGAAACCAGUCUCCAGGACAACCCAGAUAAUGAGAACCACUAUGGAAGCACAAACUGAAGCUUUGGCCACAACAUGACUUACUGUAGCAGACAACGCAAGGAGGACUAGUAGCAUGCUAAGCUAGCUACAACUACCUGCCAUCCGCUACGGAGGACUAUGGUUAUUUAUUUCAAUGCAUUGCAGUUCAUUGGCAUUGGCUGUUGUGGUGGUCACUUUGCCAGAGCCCUGAAGACAGCUGCUAGCCCUCUCAGUGCCAAUGAUAUUGCCUAGGCUGUCUCCUUUGGUUGGGUGUGUAGAGCUAAUGAUCUGUAGAUUGGGUUUCUGGUCUUUGCAUUAGGCUGUGAGGUCUGAGUUUGUUGGAGCUGUUGUGUUUGCAUUGGUUUGAAGCUUUUGUUUGAAAUGAAUGGAAUCCCAGUUGUUACAGUGAGCAGAGUGUCCAUGUGUGCAGCAGUGGAGGCUGCUGAGGGGAGAAAGGCUCAUUAUAAUGGCUGGAAUGGUUUUCAUGUGUUUGAUACCAUUCCAUCUAUUACACUCCAUUCCAGCCAUUAUAAUGAGCCAUACUCCCCUCAUCAGGCUCCACUGUUGUGCAGCCAGGCCAAUAACAAAUCUUACAUCUGUGAACCCUUACUGUCCCAAAGCUUAAAUGAAAGCCAGGAGACUUAUUGAAAUCUGAAAUUAUGUACUAUGUACUGUAUAUAUUGUUUAAUACUGCCUUAGCCAGAUUGUUGCUGCUACUUGCUCAAAGCUCCCUGCAAACUCCUAACAAAUGUGUCCAAUAGUAGAAAUCAUGAUGGCAACUACACAAAUUCACUUUUUUUUUUUUUUUUUUUUUUUUACAGUUUGUUGUAUCUUUUUUGAAGUACUGUUGUAAAACCUGUAUCUGUGAUCUGAGAUAAAGAAAGAUGGCAUUCCA